AGCCUUCGCUCGAGUUUGCCGGUCUGUGUAAACUAAGACCUGCUGGACGAGUUGCACUCUAAAACGCAUCAGUGCAAACAUACAUGAUGUGUGGCAUGACUCAGGAAGUGGUGAUGAAACAACAAAAGCAGAACCGUGUCUGGCACGGCACAGACAGUCAGAAAGAAACAAAGAAAAUUCUUCUGAGACAGUCAUGGGGGACAACCUAACGGAUAACUGCUCCACCCAGCACGUGGACCAGCUGAUGACCGUUUUGGAGAUGGUCAUCUACGUUCCCAUCUUUGUGACAGGGCUGUGCCUCAACAUCGUGGCUCUGCUCGUUUUCUGCGUGUGUCUAAAGAAAUGGACCGAGUGCACCAUCUACAUGACCAACCUGGCCCUCAUGGACCUCCUCCUCCUUCUCCCUUUGCCCUCCAAAAUGCACGCUGCCAAUUACAGGUGGUCUGGUGAUCUUCAGCCACUCUGCUCCUUUUUGGAAAACCUUUAUUUUGUUGGUAUUUAUGGCAGCAUCUACAUGAUUAUGUGCAUAGCCGUGGACAGAUGGGUGGCGAUCUGUCACCCCUUCCAAGCCAAGCAGCUGCGCUCCCCUAAAGCGGCUCUGAUGACCUGUGUGGGGGUCUGGAUCCUAGUGAUUUCUGCAACCUUUCCAGUCAUCUACGGCUUCAGGGAAAGCAGCCAGGUAGAAUUCCACUGCUUCCACAGGUUCUCAGACGCAGGCUGGAGCCCAGCGGUGAUCAGCAGUCUGCUUGCGUUUGGCUUCCUGGGGCCUGCGCUGGUGGUGGUCCUCUGCUCGGUUCACACCAUCAGGACCCUUAAGCAGUCGGGUCAGCGGAGCGCACAGAGCCAGGCAUGUGUGAAGAUCAUCUACAGCAGCCUGAGCGCCUUCCUGAUCCCGUUCACCCCGAGCCACCUGGGCAUCCUGCUGCAGUUCCUGGUGCAUCAACAAGUGAUUCAGGACUGCGCCGCCAAGGCCAACAUCAGCCUCUUCAUCCAGGUCACCAUGUGUCUUUCCAACAUCACCUGCUGUCUGGACGCUCUGUGCUACUACUUCAUCGCUCGUGAGGUGAGGAGCACCAAACACACCUUCAGGAGGUCCUUCAGCGGCCAGAGAAGAGCCACCUUCAGCACCUCGGAGGUCUGAACUCUCAAUAAGGAUCUUAGACAUUCAGAGAAAGGCUCGUUUUCAUUCAUUUUUUUUUAGCUUUGUUUUAAACUAACAAAGAGCAAUCAGCUCACCAGGAAGUGUUGCGUGCACUCAGAGUAGAGGGAAAGAAGCAGGUCAUCACAGCACUGAGCUAAAGGUGUGAUGCGGAGGUUUGGUCCUGCAGCAGGAAACCAGCAGGCACCAUUUUAACCUCAAAAAGCUUUGAUAACCAAAACCCAAAGGGGAAAUUCCACUAUCCAGAGCUUUAUUGUGAAGUUUUUGUAGCUUAAUUUGAAAAAGAAAACACACUUUCAGCUCUCUGACUCCUGAUGAGAAACUGACUUGUGGUGUUACUCGUUUUAAAUCUGGCACAGGCGGUUCGCUGCACAGCUUUAUUGUUUAACUUCCCAACUGACAUCAAACAGAUUCAAAAAGGAGCCUAAAUAAUCCUGAUGGCCUCAUAAAAACAGUCUAAAAAUUAAAAUAGAUGGAUCUUAAGUAGUUUUAUAUUGUAAAAUAAAACAUUAAAAAUCUUAUUUCAAUUAAAAAACAUCCAGUUUAAUCUUCCAGGAGAUAACCAAUCAUUCAAAUAGUUAUAGAAUUGUGCUUUUCAUUAUGCAGAAAGGCAUAAAUAAUAAAAUCUUUACUAUUUAACUAUAGUGUGAUAUUAAUAAAUGCAAUGAAGCACAAAUACUCAGAUAAGCAUCAGAACAGUGGAUUUAUUUAUAAAAUGCAUUAUAAACAGAUUUUUAACCUAAACUGAUCAUUUGAAAUGUGGCUGAUUUUUAAAACAGAUAAAUAAAUGAUUGUUUCCUGUUGAUACAUACAGUAACAUAUUUUACAUUCAUUUAUUAUUUUAUUAUUAUUGCAAACUUCAACAUAUGGAGAAUUUUGCUUAUUUUUUUAUGAAAAAGCCAAAUAGGAAAAAAUGUAGGAGUUUCAUGAAAGUAAGUUUUAUUUGUACUUUAAUCAACAAAAUUGUUGAUGUUUGUGAUGAAUGUAAAUGCUAUUUAUUUAGUUUUAAAUGUGUAUGUAUAUUUUUGAACUGUGUAAAAUUGUUUUUAAUGUCUAGUUUACAGAAAACAUUUGGUUUAAAUGAGAGCAAAUCUUUAGUUUUUUGUUAAUCAAGCUGCCGUCAGCUAAUUCUAACAGAUCGUUAUUAUUGAUUGUGCAGUUUACUUCAGGUUGUUUGUGCUCCUUUAUUUAUUUAUUUUUUAGCAAAAACUUCAAUUUGAUAUUUUUUAGUAAAAUAAGGAUUCGGCAGCUCUGUUUGUGAGUAAAAAGUAAUUUAAUUUUAUGUUUAUCAGGCAAUACCUGCAAAACUGUCAAAUGUGAGUUGUUGUAAAUGUAUAUUUUAUUUGUGCACAUUU
Nothobranchius furzeri (turquoise killifish) is the source of this 2514-nucleotide messenger RNA. RefSeq names its product G-protein coupled receptor 55. Gene Ontology annotation, cellular component: plasma membrane. Lineage: Eukaryota; Metazoa; Chordata; Actinopteri; Cyprinodontiformes; Nothobranchiidae. Gene Ontology annotation, biological process: positive regulation of Rho protein signal transduction; phospholipase C-activating G protein-coupled receptor signaling pathway. Gene Ontology annotation, molecular function: G protein-coupled receptor activity. The record is from RefSeq and is a predicted model, not a curated record.